CUGAAGGUCACCUGCCUGGUACGCUGGCUCCUGGCUCUGAAAACAAUCGCUGUCUCCCCAUAUUUGUUCGUUCUGCAUCUCUAAAUCUGUGUUUGUUGUUCAGAGUUCGUAGAUUGUUAUGUAUGUGAUCGAUUCACUUGUUUUUCUGAGUCUUUGUUGCAAGAGGGAUCCGCGGUAGCAUCCACCUAGUCCGCCAUCUUGGCCCCGCCUCCUUGUUUAUCUUUUUUGGGAUGUGUUGUGUUUCCUGAAUCUAAGGAUUCAUGCUUUUCAAGUUUUGGAAAAUUUAUUGCUGUUCUCUCUCUUUGAAUAUUGCUUCUCCAUUUCUCCUUCGGCCUUCCAAUUACAUAGAUGUAUGUUAAAUCUUCUGAGUCUGUAAACCAAAAGCAAAGAAUUUUCCUGAAUACAGCCAAAUGCUUCGAAGGCCAAAGUAGCAGGGAUGGGAGUCGGGGGACCAUGAUUUCAGGGUACAUCUAGGUCAACUGGCAUAAUGAAAUGUAUUAAGAAAAUGUUCUGCAUCCCCCUUUGGUGAGAGCCAUCUGGGGUCUUCAACACUAGCAAGCAGCCAUCUGAGAUACAUCAGCUGGUCUCAACCCACCUGGAGCAAAGGAGAAUGAAGAACACCAAAGACAUAUGGUAAAGAUGAGCCAACGAGACACAAAGGGCCACAUAAACCAGAGACUCCAUCAGCCUGAGACCAGAAGAACUAGAUGGUGCCUGGCUACCACCGAUCACUGCACUGACAGAGAACACAACAGAGAACCCCUGAGAGAGCAGGAGAGCAGGGGGAUGCAGGUCUCAAAUUCUUGUAAAAAGACCAGGCUUAAUGGCCUGACUGAGACUGGAGGGACCCUGAUGGUCAUGGUACCCAGACCCCUUUGUUAGCCCAAGACAGGAGCCAUUCCUGAAGCCAACUCUUCAGACAGGGAUUGGAUUGGACUAUAGGAUAGAUAAUGAUACUGGUGAGGAGUGAGCUUCUUGGCUCAGGUUGACACUUGAGUCUAUGUGGGCAACUCCUGUCUGCUGGUGAGAUGAGAAGGAAGAGGGGGACAGGAGCUGUUGACAUGGGGAAUACAAGGUGGAGGGGGGAGUGUGGUGUCACAUUAGGGGGAGAGCAGCUGGGAGUGCACCGCGGGGUGGGUAUGGCUUUUUGUAUGAGAGACUGACUGGAUUUGUAAACUUUCACCUAAAGCACACACACACACACAAAACUUCCAAGUCUAUCUUCCAUGUCCUUUAGCUCUCUGUCACAAUUCAGUUGUGUAUUCUAGUCCACUGCUUUCUUUGUGUCUUACUCUAUUUAACCUUCCUUUUGGAAUUUUCAUUUCAGCAAGUAUAGUUUUCGUUUUUAGAAGUUCAGUGUCUCCCCAGUAGCUUCCUGUUUUAAGUUCAUCUUUGUCGUUGUGCCUUCUGUUUCUUUAAAAAGUUCAUACGAUAGCUGCUUAUUUUCUGUAUCUGACAGUUCCCAACAUCUGCAACUCAAGUCUGUUGUUUCUUGUUCUUGCUGACUCUCAGAAGGGGUUGUCUUGGGUGUUUGGUAAUCUUGGUUUUGAGCUCAUUGCGUGACUUGAACCUGUGAGAGUUCUGCAGGCUUAAUUUGGAGACAUUUUCGUUCAGAGGCUUUUCCUUCUGCUGGUACCCAGGGUUGCCCCAACCACGGCCUCUUCAGCUCUGCCGAGGAUCCUGGCUGAAAGGAGAGCACUACGCUUAGCUUCCCCACCUACUGCUGCUCCAAGGUAAUAGCCUUAGUCAGUACUGCCACCUUACUUCUCUCUCUUACUUGCCUUUCCAGUUUGGCUCCCUGCCACUGUAAGCCGUCCUACUAUUCUAGACCCACGGCACCAGCCCUGGCUCCCACCUCUGUGGCCAAGGCUUCCAGCCACCCCACCUUGGCCCCAGCUCCUGGCCACUCCUGACAACAGAUCUUUUGGGUUUGUUUUUUUGAAGGACUUGUCCCUAGAAACCCCUCCUACCUAUGCCUCAAUGUGUGUGUGAACAGAGUGUCUGUUGUAUGACAGCUGCAGAAGAGUUCCUAAAAACUCAGUCACCGGACAGCAGAAUUGGGGCGGGGGUCGAUGAGGGGCAAAUGAUGCUAACCAGGAAACGUCAGGAGCAGAGAAGGGAAGUACAGAGAACAUCGAGAUUGGAAUGCAUGCUGUUCCAAGCCAGAGAGACCACUGUCUGGUCAGUGUCUCCUGUGCUGACCUCUGACAUCUGGGGAGUGGUAUCAGGACAGACCGAGCUGCAUCCUUUCUUUGAACAGAUGGUGACAGAAAUCGACCCCACUGUGAAGCGGAUGGAAUCCCAGCGCUCUUCCAGGGCCUUAAGUUCCCGUUCUCGGUCUAUGGAGAUGCUGUUAAACAGACUGAGAGCCAUCAAAUCCAAGGAGGAGGAGGACAAGCUUGCCAGCAUCCUGGACGCAGUGGGGGAGUUUGGACCAUUCCAGAGAAGGCUGGUGGCCCUCACCUUCAUCCCCAACAUCCUGGCAGCCUUCUUCAUGUUUGCUGACUCCCUAGUGUUCACAGCCCAGAAGGCCUAUUGCAACACCAGCUGGAUCCUAGCAAUGUACCCCAACUUGUCAGAGGCUGAGCAGAUGAAUCUGACCCUGCCCCGAGAAUCCAACGGCAGCUUCCUGACAUGUCUCAUGUACUCACCUGUGGACUGGAAUCUGGAUUCCAUCAUCCAAUUUGGCCUCAACCGCACAGAGAUGUGCCAGGAUGGGUGGAUCUAUCCCGAGUCCAAGAAGCGAAUGCUGACAGAUGAGUUCGACCUGGUGUGUGGCAAAGAGUUCAACUGGGAACUGGCGAUGACCGUGUACAUGGCGGGCUUCCUGAUAGGAUCGGUCACCUUCGGGUUCUUGUGUGACAGGCUGGGCCGCUACCCCACCAUCCUAGUGUCGCUGCUGGGGCUAACCAUCUUCGGCUUCGGGACGGCCUUCGUCAACAGCAUGGAGAGCUACCUGUUCUUCCGCUUCAGUGUCGCUCAGGCCGUGGCGGGCUACGGUAUCGGCAGCAUGUCUUUAGUCACUGAGUGGCUAGUGGGCGUGCACCGGGCCCGGGCCAUCAUCGUCUCACACUGCUAUUUCACCGCUGGGAUCCUGAUACUGUCCGGCCUUGCCUACAGCAUCCCCCACUGGCGGCUGCUGUUUCUGGUGGGUGGGGCACCCGUGUUCUGUGUCAUCCCCUACAUCUGGGUUCUCCCGGAGUCCCCACGAUGGCUGAUGCUGAGAGGGAAGGUGGAGGAGGCCAAGCAGAUUCUGUGCCGUGCAGCUUCCGUGAAUAAGAAGGUCAUUCCUUUAAAUCUGCUGACCCAGAUGCACCUGUCCGGAAAGAAGCCAGUUAAGACCUCUGUCCUGGACUUCUAUAGCAAUAGGUACCUCCGCAAGGUGACCUUGGUCAUGGGCUGCCUGUGGUUUACCAUCAGUUACACCUACUUGACACUGAGCCUCAAGGUGAAGGAUUUUGGUGUGAACCCCUACACCCGGCAGGUGAUCCCCAGCCUCAUGGAGGUGCCUGCCCGGUUGUGCUGUGUCUUGCUCCUGGAGCACCUUGGGAGGAAGUGGACCCUGGCUCUGACCCUCCUCCAAGCCUCCCUUGUAUGCUUGCUUGUCCUUCUCCUUCCCCAAGGGGAGGAUGGGCCCAGACUCAGGUGGCCAUGUUGGCUGGCCACAGAGUUGAAAUUCACGGUGGUCUUGGUGAUCCUGCUGGGAGAGUUCAGCCUGGCCGGCUCAGUCACCCUGCUCUUCAUCUACACUGCCGAGCUCCUCCCCACUGUUCUCAGGGCGACAGGUCUGGGGCUGGUGUCUCUGGCCUUUGCGGCUGGAGCCAUCUCGUCCCUGACGAUCUUGCGCAUCAGCCAGAGCCCCUCCAUCCUGCCCACCUGUCUGUCCUGUGCCUCAGCUGUCCUGGCCUUGUAUCUCUGCUCCCUGCUGCCGGAAACACAAGACCUGCCCCUCGCUGACACUAUAGAGCACAUAUCCUCACAGUUAAGGUGCGUGUGCAAGGCCCUGGCUCCAGCCAGCAUGGAGCCUGCUCCCCAAGCCCUUGUCUCUGAGCGUAUGUCAGACACCAUCCACUGCUGCUGCUUUGUCAGAGGCCCAGCAACAUGAGGGCCGGCCCGCGGCUACAGAAGCCUCCUAGUUCUCCUGGAUGUCUGCCUGCUUCCUAGGCUCCAGCCCACCCUCUUGCAGCUCCCUCUCUGCCUGGCUCUCCUGAUCCAGCCUGGCCAGGUCCCCUCUGUUCCCUCCUCCCGACCAAGAGGCAGCUGCCUGCCUGUCUGGGCUGGGCACUGCCCUUGGAGAUACCUGCAGGGGUGCUCCAUGGUGGCCUGACCUCCCUCCCUUCCCAGAGCACAGGGGACCAGCGUGGAACCAGCUCUCUGAGUAGCUCUCCUUUCCUGUCUGACGCCUAGUCCUCUUACUGACCCAGGUUCAUUCACAACUCUGGCCUUGGCUCCAGUAGCUACAUUUGGGAACCGAAUUCCACCCAGGCCCUCUGUGGGCACUGCUGGCCUCUGGAGGGGAGUUGUCAUGCUUGGUAGAACCACCCCUCUUGGGAUUUGGGCCAACAGAGCCCGUGACACUUGCCCAGACCUCAGAGAACCUGAGGACCAGUGAGGCACAGAGGUUGCCUGAGGUCCCGCAGUGCCCUCUGCUCUGUACCAGAGCACGCUGCCUCUGACCUCUCACCAUUCUUCUCCUCCCUCCCUCCCUGCCCCUCAAACCCUGGGCUAGGCAUUGUGCCAGGGGCUGUACUGUAAGAGGUAAGAGGACUCCACCCUUGAGGAAGCCAUAUGCAAAGAGUUAACACCAGUGGGCUCUGACAGAGGGAUGUGCAAGACCUAUAGGAGCCCAAGAAGGAAGCAGCUUCAGUGUGGACAGCCAGUGCAGGCUUCAGAGGAAGUGACAUUUGAGUAGGGCUUUGAAGGGUGAAUAGGAGUUUGCCCCAGGAUAGAGAGAAGUACAAUGCAACAGAGUAAAGGGCAUAAUGGUUAAGAACACAGGCACUGGAGCCAAAGGGCCUGGAUUUCUGUUUCUGCCGUACCAUUACCUGAUACCUCUGAAACUCAGUUUCUUCAUUUGCAAAAAGGAUAACAUAGUAAUAACAACAGCUAACACUGACUGAGCAUGUACCGUGUGUCAGAUCCUGGCCUAUACAUGCCUCAUCACACUUCCAAAAAAAACCAAACCAAACCCAUUGCCAUCGAGUCGAUUCCGACUCAUAGCGACCCUAUAAGACAGUAGAACUGCCCCAUAGAGUUUCCAAGGAGCACCUGGCGGAUUUGAACUGCCGACGCUUUGGUUGGCAGCCGUAGCACUUGCCCACUGCACCACCAGGGUUUCCUCAUCGCACUUAGUCCUCACAAAAACCACAUGUGAGGUAGGUCCUAUCGUUGAUCCCCCGUUAUAUAGAUGAGCAAACAGAGGUACAGAGACGUAAAGCCACAUAGCCCAGCCUUCCUCUCCCGUCGAGUUUGUGGGAGGAUUGAGCCCACAUGUUGCAGCUGGCACAGUGCCUGGCAUGUAGCAAGUUAGCAAGUUCUCAGCAAUGAAGGUGGUAGACAGAAACCUCGAGACAUGGAAGCAUAAAGGGUCUGGCCAGGGUUGGGAGAUAGAACAGGACUGACCCUGGAGGCGAGGGUUGCUCACGGGCCCAUGGAGAAGCUUGGCUGAGAUCUCCAGAUGUGGGAAGACCCUGCCUUGAGGCAAAAGCAGAGCCAGCCGUGGCUGCAGGGCCUCAGAGCCCCUGCUUUGCUCAGCUUACAGAAAGAGGCGAGCCAGGACUCGUGGUUCGAAGACCCUUCUGAGGCCCUCACUGAGGACACAUCGUCUGAGGAUGUGAGUGAGGAGGCGGCCAAGAAUGCAAUUCUCAACACUAUGGUUCAGAAGGUGGACUCCAAAGUCUUUGUCACCAGGCUGCAGCAGCCCAGAGAGUGAGCAGACACAGGACCUCCGAGGCCAGGCCCCCGAGGGUCUCAGCCUGCAGUUAAGUGACUGGGGCCCAGUCCAGCUUCGGAGGCAGGGCCAGUCCUACUCCAACGCUAGCCCUUGAGGUGCAAAAUACCCCUUUUGGGGGAGCUAGUGUAGUAUAUGUUCCAAUAAAGCUGCCGUGUUGGUCUUGAGAUGACUCGGGUCAAAACUGGCUAUGUCCAGAGAACCCAGUGGUCCUGGCCUGUGGGUCUUGCAAAGUACCCACUCACACAACUCUAACCAGAACCAGUCGCUGUCGAGUCAACUCUGCCUGGCUUAUGGUAAUUUUUUGCAAGUAGAUUGCCAGGCCUUUCUUCCAAGGUGCCUCUGGGUGGGUUCAAACCUCCAGAUAGAUAAGCACUUAACUGUUUGUGCCAGUGUCCUUGGCCAAACUCUUGGGGACGCUGGAGGAGCUCUCUGGGAGGGGAGGGUCCGGGCAGGAUUGCACCCCCAGGCCGACCAUGCCCCUAUCCCAGCGUUGCUAGGGGGUGGGCUCUCAGCUCCAGCACAGGCUGGGGCACAUUUCAAAUCCCACCUUUAUGCACUGGUCAAGGCAGAGGUAGACGACAGAGGAUUAAUGAGAACUUGUCCCAUUUGCACCACUGCACAGGGCUUUCGCACUCGUUUUUCCUUGGAUACUUCCACAUAAGAAUGUCCUUGAGGAUGACCCCGCUCAGUCCUCAUCCUUGGGGAUGCCUUGCCUCGUGGCUCCUGCCUAGCUGACCUCUGACCUCCUCCAUCCUGAUAAGGAGCCCCCACACCCCAGCUCACCCUGCCUUCCCAGCCAGCUUUGAGGUUCCCCCAGGGAGGCUCAGGAUACCUCAUCCUUUAGCCGGAGUGGGGAGGCCUUGGGGACAGGCCCUGUCCUCCUCUGUCCCUGGGAGGGGAGGUCCUGAGGGUGGGCCUGGGUCUUCUCUGCUGGCACCCGGUUUGCUGCAAGGCCAUAAGCUUGCAGGGCGUAGCCGUGAUCUAACACCCAGGGCUUCUGUGGGAAGGAGGGCUCAGAAGAACAGCAGCUGUCACGGAGCACAGGCAGACAGGCCCAGGGUCUCUGGGGCGGGCGGACGUGCCACGAAGCAGAAAGCAGCCUCAGCACUUCAGGCUCCCCGGGUGAGCACACAGCUUGGGGUGUGCUCUCUAAGCUUCAGACGUCGAGAAGCAGGUCCCCCCCCUUCCCCUUUCAGUUUCGAUUUCCGGCCCCUUGGUUCUUUACCAAGUUUCCUGGGACUGCCUCCAAAGUGGGGCUUCAGGAGCCCAGAAAGGGGUCUCGCGAAGCACCCACUCACACAACACUGACCAGAACCAGUUGCUGUCGAGUCCACCCUGCCUGACUCAUGGCAAUUUUUUGGAAGUAGAUUGCCAGGCCUUUCUUCCAAGGCACCUCUGGGUGGAUUCGAACCUCCAAAGAGCCGAACACUUAACCGUUUGUGCCACCCAGGAAUGCCCAGGAUGCUUUAAAGUUUUCCAUCUCUUACCACCCUUUCUGGGGAGGCCUGUCUGAGCUGGGAGGGCCAACAUAUAAGCCAUGAUUAAGCCCAAAACCAAAGCCCGUUGCUGUCAAGUUGAUUCCGACUCAUAGCAACCCUGUAUGACAGAGCAGCACCGCUCUCUUGGGUUUCCAAGGCAGCAGUCUUUACGGAAACAGGCCGCCAUGUCUUCUUCCCACGGUUCAGCUGCUGGACUCAAACCUUUCAGUUAGCAGCCAAGUGCUUAACCACUGUGCUACCAGGGCUCCUUCAUGAUUAAGCACUAGGCCGGCCUCAAAUCCCUUUGCCAGAAUUCAGCCGGUGCUGCAGGGAACAGGGAGAGGGAUUGGUCAGAAAACUGAUGGGACAGUGUGAGUGUGGAAGGAGCUGGAGGCUGCAGGGUGUGGCUGUCUGCAGGGCCUGCUGCAUCCUACGUGACCUUCAGAUUUUUCUUAGGAGGCCAGGACUGGCCAGUCAGUUCCAGAUAGGACUUAGCAGGUUUGUUUGCCUAGCCGACCGGUUGCUGUGCUCCAACUCGUGGCAACCCCGUGUGCGUCAGAGUGGAACUGUGCUACACAGGGUUUUCAUUGGCUGAUUUCAGAAGCAGGUCACCAGGCCUUCCUACCUAGGUGUCUCUGGGUGGAUUUGAACCUCCAACCUUUUGGUAGCAGCUGAGCUCAUUAACUAUUUGCACCACCAAGGGAUGCCUUGUUCAUAUUACCCAGAGUUUGACAUUAUAUAUUUUGACAGACUAGAUCCAUGCUGUCCCAUACGGUAGCCACUAGCCAGUUGUGGCUACCAAGCCCAUGAUGUGGCUGCUGGCCCGAAGUGACACGUGCUGUAACUUUAAAAUACACACUGGAUUUUGAAGACUUCGUACAAAAAAAAAAAAAAAAAUGGUAAAAGAGCUCAUUCAUGUUUUUAUAUGGAUUACAUGUAGAAAUGAUAUUUUGGAUAUACUGAAUUAAUAAAAUUGAUAUCUUCACCUGUCGUUUUAAAUGUUUAAAAAUGUGACUGCCGGGUAUUUUUAAAUCACACAUGUGGCUUGCACUUGUGGCUCCCGUUGUAUUUCCACUAGGCAGCACUAGGCCACAGGGUCCCUUUUAUUGAUUUCACACAGCACUGUGAUCAUACAGGCUUCUUAGUGUAAUAUUGAAAAUGAAAUGCCAAAAUUGCGUGAAAGUACGUGUUGGUGAUAAAUUCUCUUUCCCACAAACCCAAUGCCUUUAUGCUACAAUAGUGCUGUCAGCAAGAUUCUCCCUGUUUGGGAAGAUAAACAAAAAGAAACAACAAACCCACUGCUGUCAAGUCGAUUCCAAAACUUAAGAUGUUACUCCCAGGCUUGGGAAUUGCUCUCAUCUUCCCGGUCACGGACCACAGAUGCGAGAAUCUGAAUCUUUCAGCCUUUGAGAUGUUUCUCCCACUGCCUGGGCGUUGACUUAAAUGUGGGACCCAGCCCCUUACUGUAGGUUACCCCUCCCCUUUCGGGUUCCUCCCUGCCCCUGACACGAUCGCCACUCACAAUUUACCAAAGAGCUAAAGGCAGGGCUGUGUGCCCUGAGGGUGAAGCAGCUCAGGACUGGGCUACACCCCUGGGCCCUGGGUGGAAAACAGCCCCGUAACUGCAAGUCUCAAGCUCGGAAGCUAACUUAAAAACGUGUGAAUCCUGUAAGGUGGCGGCAGAUGCGAACGCUGUACCCAUUCACAGUGCUGUUGCCACAACACAGGACUCAUAUGGCUUUCCAGGAAGACGAAUCUUAUUGAGAAUGAACUCGCAAGCAAAAAUUACUGAGGAAACAGACGAAACAAGUAGAAACAGUAAACCACCAAUGAGCCAGCGGUGACGGAGCUCUCUGAAAAGGACUUUACAUUUUAUUUAAAACGUUCAAAGAGCUGAACUAUCAAAACCCCUAAGACAGGAACUUGGAUAAAGACACACAUAAACCCUAGAAAUGAACAAUACAGUGAUUGACGUUACUUUUAAAAUAUAUAACUUACAAAAAUUACAUUUUCUAACAGAUUUUUGCUGGUAUAUGGAAGAAACACGAUAAACUUUUUUUUAAAUGUGCUUUAAGGAAAAGUUUACAAAUCAAGUUAGCCUCUCACACAAAAACUUAUAUACACCUUCACAAUUGACUUUUGAAAAUCGAUUUUUAUAUCCAGAAAUCUUGCCAAAUUCUAUCACUCAUCUAAUUUUUUCACAGAGUUUUCUGGAUUUUCUACAUGGCCCGUUAUAUUGUCUGCCAUUAUAAUGAUAAUUUUUUAUCUUCCUGCCAAAUCCUCACAAUUCAUUUAUUUUUCUGAUCUUACGGCGCUGGCUGGAAUGUUAGACAUGCUGAAGACAGGUAGUUAGAAUGCAGAUUUCCUGAUCUCAGAAGAAAUGCUUUCAACAUUUUAACAUUAAGUAUAAACUUUGCUGUAUAAUUUUAUAGAUGCCCUUUAUUAAGUUGAAUAAAUUCUCUCAUUCUUAAAUUUUCACUACAAGUUUUUGUUUAAUUGUGCCUUAGAUGAAGUCUUAUAGAGCAAAUUAGUUUCUCAUUAAACAAUUAAUACAUACAUUGUUUUGUGACAUCGGUUGCCAACUCCACAACAUGUCAACACUCUCCCCUUCCCGACCUUGGGUUCUCUGUAACCAGCUUUCCUGUCCCCUCCUG
Messenger RNA from Loxodonta africana (African savanna elephant), 10085 nucleotides. It is a transcript of the gene SLC22A14, whose product is annotated as solute carrier family 22 member 14. Gene Ontology annotation, cellular component: membrane. NCBI's taxonomy places the organism in Eukaryota, Metazoa, Chordata, Mammalia, Proboscidea, Elephantidae. Bases 1973 to 4105 code for a protein of 710 amino acids. Gene Ontology annotation, biological process: transmembrane transport. Gene Ontology annotation, molecular function: transmembrane transporter activity. The record is from RefSeq and is a predicted model, not a curated record. The transcript has 9 exons.